Messenger RNA from Panicum hallii, 2821 nucleotides. RefSeq names its product mitogen-activated protein kinase kinase kinase 7-like. The transcript is spliced from 2 exons. Gene Ontology annotation, molecular function: ATP binding; protein kinase activity. NCBI's taxonomy places the organism in Eukaryota, Viridiplantae, Streptophyta, Magnoliopsida, Poales, Poaceae. The record is from RefSeq and is a predicted model, not a curated record. Bases 616 to 2721 code for a protein of 701 amino acids. Gene Ontology annotation, biological process: protein phosphorylation.
GAUCACAGAAGGUGCAGGGUUCUCAGACAGCGAUGAGGCAGGCGGUCCGCAUCCCACCUUGCUGUUUCAGUUUCCGCCUCAGGUGUGUGGUUGGUUGUUGAGCCUGCGCUCUUCGGAGUGGACACUGAUGGGAGCGUGUGAUUGUGAACGCCUGGUCUCUGCUCUCCGGCUAGCCUUAUUCCGAUUUUUUCGUAUUGCGAUGUGAUGUGAUUAGAGGUGAGAAUCCCAAACAGCAUAACGCGGCGUGGCAAAUCAGCUCUCUGUAGGCUGUAGCUAGUCCAAGGAUCAAUUGUAAGUUUCGUCUCCUUCGUGGGCUCUCGGGCCUCGGCGCCCAGAAUCUUAUUUGGGCCUUGCAUGCGAUACGCACCAUUUUCGUUUAGCGGCGGAUGCCGCGCCAAUGGCUGGAGCGACGGAGCGGCAUCAAGCGACGCGGUCUCGUUGGAGUGGACGAGCAGAGGCACGCUUGGAGCCUUGGAGGAGGAGAGCUGCAAGGCAGCAGAGGGGGUGCGCGUCCAUUCUUAGCAAACCAUCUUCCCAUUCCUCCUCUCCCUCCAGGCGCCGAAACCGGGGGAGGCCCAAAGGAUGAGCACCGAUUGAGGAUCGCCGACCCGACCCAUGGAGCAGCUCCGCCAGGUGGGCGAGGCCCUCGGCGGCGUCCACGCGCUCAUGGCCUUCGCCGACGACCUCCGCAUCAACCCGCGCCAGUGCCGCCUCCUCGCCGACGCCUGCGCGCUCGCCUUCGCCGCCGUCGCCGCCGAGGUGCGCGCCCACCUCCGCUUCCACGAGCGCCUGGCCAAGUGGAAGCCGCUGGAGGCCCCGCUGCGGGAGCUCCACCGCGCCGUCCGCGACGCCGAGGGCUACGUCCGCCACUGCCUCGAGCCGCGCGACAGCUGGUGGGCGCGCGCUGCCGCGCUCACGCACGGCGCCGACUGCGUCGAGCAGCACCUGCACAGCCUGCUCUGGAGCGUCGCCGUCGUGAUGGAGGCCGUCGAGGCCGUCUCAGAGGUGACCGGGUCCGACCCGGACGAGCUCGCCCGGAGGCGGCUGCUGUUCGCCAAGGACUACGACAGGGACAUGCUCGAGCCCAGGCUGUUCCGGCAGAGGCUCGGCGGGCGGUACCUGGCCACGCGCGAGCUCGCCGCCAGGAUGGACGCGGCGUGGAAGGAGGACAGGUGGCACCUGUCACAGCUCCUCGAGGAACGGAAGAGCCCGGCUUCGCCGGAGCCGUUGACGCGGAACGAGCACCGGCUCGCCGAUCUCCUGACCUCGCCGCGGGGGAAGGUGCACCCGGCGUCCCUGCUCCUGCACGGCGACUUCCACGUGCGGAGGCGCCUCGCGGGCAACCUCAAGGAGGUGCAGUGGAUGGGGGAGGCCUUCGCGGUGAAGCACUUCGUCGGCGCCGACGCCGACGCCGUGAGCGCCGAGGUCGCGCUGCUAACGUUGGUGGCGCACCCGAACGUGGCGUACUGCCGGUACUGCUUCCACGACGAGGACAAGAGGGAGUUCUUCCUCCUUAUGGAUGAGCUCAUGACCAAGGACCUGGCCUCCCACGUCAAGGAGGUGAACAGCGCCAAGCGGCGGAUACCCUUGCCGCCCGUGGUCGUCGUCGACGCCAUGCUGCAGAUUGCGCGCGGCAUGGAGUACCUGCACUCCAAGAAGAUCUACCACGGCGAUCUCAACCCGUCCAACUUGCUCGUCAAGACGCGGCACGCCGACGCGCACCUGCACGUCAAGGUCGCCGGGUUCGGGCCAUCCACGGUGACCGCGGCCAGCCCCAGGCCGAGCCCGAGAGCGCUGGCCAAUGCAAAUGCCAAUAACGCCACUGCCGCCAAUCCCUGCAUCUGGUACGCGCCGGAGGUGCUGGAGCAGGAGGCCGCCAAGUGCAGCGAGAAGGCGGACGUGUACAGCUUCGCCAUGAUCUGCUUCGAGCUCCUGACCGGCAAGAUCCCAUUCGAGGACAACCACCUGCAGGGCGAGCACAUGAGCAAGAACAUCCGCGCCGGCGAGCGGCCGCUGUUCCCGUUACAGGCGCCCAAGUACCUGACCAACCUCACCAAGCGGUGCUGGCACGGCGACCCGGCGCAGCGGCCGGCGUUCGCGUCCAUCUGCCGCGUCCUCCGCUACGUGAAGCGGUUCCUGGUGCUGAACCCGGCGGACCCGCAGGCGCAGCCCGACGCGCAGCCGCCCGUGCCGUCGGUGGACUACCUGGAGAUCGAGGCGAACCUGCUGAGGAGGUUCCCGGCGUGGCAAACCGGGAACGCGGCGCCGCGCGUCUCCGACGUGCCGUUCCAGAUGUUCGCGUACAGGGUCGUGGAGAAGGAGAGGACCAGGGCAGCGAUCCUGCACAUCGGCAGGGACAAGGCCUCCGACUCCAGCAGCGACGGCAACUCGCUGUGCGGGGACGAGAGCGGCAGCAGCCUCGGCGCGGUGCUGUCGGACACGGAAGCGCUGUCCAUGUCGAGCCGCAGCACGGCGCGGUCGCUGUCGGACCGGAGCAGCAGCAGGGCGUCGCCGAGGAAGGUGGAUCGCAACGUCACCUCCAGGCUAGCAGGGCCGCCGCAGAAGUCCAAGUCGAUGGGGGUAGUUAGGCAGCCGCAGGUCAUCAGACGAACGCAGAGGAUCAAGUCCGACGGCAAUCUGAAUUCUGCCGUGGUACCGUCCAGCCGGCGGCGCGUUCCCGGUUCCGGCAGGGGUCACGCUUCAGACUCCGAACUAGCAUAAGCAAUGAGAAUGCAGGAUCAGCGCUGUUGUAUUUCGAUGACAUUUUUGUCUAAUAGACCAAUGAUUUUGUGACAAUCACUUCACACUUCACAGACGUCAA